ACGAGUGACAGCAGGCACUUUGCUGGCUCUGGGCUGCCUCGGGGAAAUUUUAUAUUGUUUGUAUCCGUUUUUGUAAAGAUUUAAUACCAUGUUUCCUAGAAACUUUUAAUACUUUGAUACACAGCUUUUGACAUUUUCUAACAACGACACCUGGCAAGGAUUGGCUGUAGCUUGCCAGCUUGGAAACACUGGAUAUUUUUUUCCCUCCUCUUUCGGCAAAGGGCAGCGAAGACAACGAACAAGAUAAUAACACGACGGGUUUUUUUUAAGUAUCACUCAGUGUAGUAAUAACCGACGCACUGUCUUCCCUACACUUAAAAGCGACCUGUCUUUGCUGCUGCUCGCGAAGCUAACAUUAAAUUGACGAGAGCCCAGCUAACGUUAACGGCAGCCAGCCUCAGGAGAGAUGACGGCUGUUCAGCUAAUGAAUAUCCAACGGUUAUUGGAGGCUGCGGAAUAUCUAGAAAGGAGAGAAAGAGAGUGUGAACACGGAUAUGCUUCGACAUUUCCGUCAAGUCAGAACACAAACUACCAGAGGCAAAGAAAAUUCCGAAAUAAGAAGUUCAGCAGUAACCACAAUAGGUCCACACACAAUGAGCUGGAGAAGAAUAGACGAGCUCACCUGCGGCUGUGUCUCGAGAGGUUGAAGGCCCUCAUACCCCUGGGACCCGACUGCAACCGCCACACCACCCUGGGCCUGCUCAACAAAGCCAAAGCACACAUAAAGAAACUUGAAGAGACAGACAGGAAGAGCCAGUACCAGCUGGAGUCUCUGGAGCGGGAGCAGAGGCACCUCCAGCGCCAGCUGGAGCUGCUGCGGGGAGGCAGCGGUGCUGCAGCCCAGAGCAGCCCAGGGGAGGGGGAGAGGAUACGCAUGGACAGUGUGGGCUCCACCCUCUGCUCCGACCGCUCUGACUCUGACCAAGAAGAGAUCGAGGUGGACGUGGAAAGCACGGAGUUCUCCCAUGGAGAGCUGGACAGUGUGAGCACAGCCAGCACCAGCGACCUGGACGACCACAGCAGCUUGCAGAGCAUGGCCAGCGACGAGGGCUACUCCUCCUGCAGUGUCAAACUUGCCUUCUCCUCCUAGAGCCCCGCACCACUACCGCCACCACCACCUCCCCGCCAAACCCGCCUGCCCUCCAAUCUGGUCGUCCAUCCAGCCAUGCCUCCACCCUAAGACGACAGCCACGCCCCCCAGCUAAUGGCGUCCCUGUCGCUCCUGCCUCUCAGCAGCUCCUUAAGUUACCCCCCCCCACCCCCACCCCACCCUCCUCCUGCGCUGCUGAAUCCACUGUGGGAGGACCUCCACCGAGAGCUUUUUCUCAUUUCUGGACUUUGAGCUGCCCCGAACCAACACCGACACCAGGGACCCAAACACAGUGAUGUGAAACUGCCUAUUGGUUUUAAUCUUCUUUUAAAGGGAGAUCAGACUUGGCUGAUAUGAAAAAUGAACAUCUUCAAUUUUAAACCCACACAGUUGAAAUAAUUGUUUCCUUUACUCAAACUGUCAAUUGUUUGAAUUUCUUAAGGCUACACAACCCCUAAUUUAAUCCAAAAUGCACUUAAAUUCAUAUAGAAAUAAUUCAGAGUUUCUGUUGGGUGCUGUCUCCUUUGGUGUAUGUGUGUGUGUGUGUGUGU
Plectropomus leopardus (leopard coralgrouper) is the source of this 1641-nucleotide messenger RNA. It is a transcript of the gene mxi1, whose product is annotated as max interactor 1, dimerization protein. The record is from RefSeq and is a predicted model, not a curated record. Gene Ontology annotation, molecular function: DNA-binding transcription factor activity, RNA polymerase II-specific; RNA polymerase II cis-regulatory region sequence-specific DNA binding; protein dimerization activity. Lineage: Eukaryota; Metazoa; Chordata; Actinopteri; Perciformes; Serranidae. Gene Ontology annotation, biological process: regulation of transcription by RNA polymerase II.